GCCUCAUUGAGUUAUCGGUCAGUCGUGUCGCGUUGAGUCGCUACGCAGCUGCUCCCAGGAAGUUACAACCCGUGUUCGGUUGACAGCAGCGCAGAUGGGUCGGUUCCUCGCGGUGGUGCUGUUGGUGCACCUGUGGGCCUCGGCGGCGGUGGCGAGGUACGAGCCGACCUGGGAGUCUCUGGACGCCCGUCCGCUGCCGGCCUGGUACGACCAAGCCAAGGUGGGCAUCUUCCUGCACUGGGGCGUCUACUCGGUACCCGGCUACGUAUCCGAGUGGUUCUGGUGGUACUGGAUGGACCAGGGCUUCCCCACCAACAAGAAGGUUCCCCAAUUCAUGAAGGACAACUAUCCCCCGGGAUUCACGUACCCGGCCUUCGCCAAGGACUUCACCUGCGAGUUCUUCGACCCCAACGAAUGGGCCCGCAUCUUUGAGGACUCGGGCGCACGGUACGUUGUUCUCACUUCCAAACACCACGAGGGCUACACUCUCUGGCCCUCUAAUGUGAGCUUUAACUGGAACUCUAUGGAUGUUGGACCCAAACGAGAUUUAGUUGGCGAGCUAGCGAACGCCAUCCGGUCGAAGACCCAUCUCGUCUUCGGCUUGUAUCAUUCUUUAUUUGAGUGGUUUAAUCCUCUGUACCGCCUGGACAAGAACAACAACUUUACGACGGAUUUCUUCGUGAAGACGAAAACGAUGCCGGAGUUGAUUGAACUGGUAAAGCGAUACAAGCCUGAUGUGGUCUGGUCAGACGGCGCUGCGGGACCAGCGGACUACUGGAAAAGCCGCGAGUUCCUCGCCUGGCUCUACAAUGACAGCCCAGUGAGAGAUACGGUGGUCACCAACGACCGUUGGGGCCACGGUUGUGGCUGCAAGCACGGGGGCUUCUUCACCUGCGAUGAUCGCUACAACCCUGGCGUCCUCCAGCCGCACAAGUGGGAAAACUGCAUGACGGUUGACAAGUACUCCUGGGGUUAUCGAAGGAACGCCAGUCUCUCGGACUUUUUUACGAUUGAGAAGCUCAUCGCUACGCUCGUUGAGACAAUAAGCUGCGGCGGCAACAUCCUCAUCAACGUUGGACCGACGCACGACGGCAGAAUCGCGCCCAUUUUCCAGGAGAGGCUCGCUCAGCUCGGCAGCUGGCUCAGGGUGAACGGAGAAGCCGUCUACGGUUCCAAAGCGUGGAAGUGCCAGAACGACAGCCUCGCCACCACUGUCUGGUAA
Ixodes scapularis (black-legged tick) is the source of this 1222-nucleotide messenger RNA. RefSeq names its product plasma alpha-L-fucosidase. Gene Ontology annotation, cellular component: lysosome. The transcript has 8 exons. Lineage: Eukaryota; Metazoa; Arthropoda; Arachnida; Ixodida; Ixodidae. The record is from RefSeq and is a predicted model, not a curated record. The coding region runs from base 95 to 1222 and encodes 375 amino acids. Gene Ontology annotation, molecular function: alpha-L-fucosidase activity. Gene Ontology annotation, biological process: fucose metabolic process; glycoside catabolic process.